Messenger RNA from Symbiodinium natans, 2958 nucleotides. The record is from the annotation of a GenBank genome assembly. Lineage: Eukaryota; Dinophyceae; Suessiales; Symbiodiniaceae.
AUGCGUGGAAGCACUCGAAUUGGCACACACCACGUCCUGCGAGGCAUCGCUUGCCUGACAUCGAGCGACAACCCAACGGAUCCAGACAUCCUACGCAGCAUCUUCGAGACCUCCAAAGUGGCACUGACGUUUGCUUCGCCCGCUUCCAUUAUGCUGCAGCUUCCAACUUGCAAGCCGCCGAACGUGACUCAAGCAAAGGUUGGCGAAGGAGAUGACGAGAAGGAUGAAGGAACCGAGUCGGUUGAAGCGAUCAUCUUGGAUGAUCCCACAACGUCGGUGCUUGAUGAUCACUGGCUGCAUCCCUGCCAGUGCAUUCCCCCAGGAUGGGGCAUCGAGCUACCUGUUCAAGCAGAGGCGUUGGAAGAUUUACCCGUCGGCUCUGAGAUGGCCUUCUUUGCGCCGCCCUUUGAGAUCGUCGCGGGCGCAUUUGUGUGCGAUGAGAAGUUCCUUCUGAACGUUUUCUUCGCCACAGCCACUGAGACAUUGGAGCCGGAGCAAUGCGAAGCCAAAUGUGGCAAAGAUCCCAACUGUCAGUUUUUCUGGGCUGGUGAGGUUUUGGGGCGUGCCCAGUGCUGGACAUUCCGCAACUGUCGCACACUCUUUCGGGUCAUGGGCGCAGAAGGCGUACUCUCUGCUUGGGAAAAGAAGCAGCGAGUCUGCCGCCUGGCAAACCCAGAGCUCUGCUGGGUGGCCACCAAGCGUCGACAGUACUUGGAUCUUGCUAUAAAUGGCAACCCGGCCAACUCAUAUUUGCCAGACUGUUUGCACCAGAAUCUUUUCGAGCAGUGCGACCAUCAGUUGAUGCUGGGCGGUGCUGGCAUCAAACAAGGUGAGGGCUGCGGACCCUGCAAGUAUGCCGCGGUCGAUAACAAUGGAGAUUAUGCUGCGAGACCGCCGUUUGCAGACAUUGCCGGUCAGUUGUCGGUUGCGGCGAAUGGGGAUGCCGACGCCGAUCUGUUGCCGGAUCUAGCGCCCAACGAAGUUUGGGGCAAUCCGUUCGCAAUCUGUCCUUGGAAUGCUGUCGUGGUCGGCUGCAGCACAUACCCCGCGCGAGCAAAAAUGAGCAAGCUUGCAGUGGCUGGAAACGCAUGCGAGGGGCAGUUCCAGUCCCAAAAUUCGGGGAAUAAAGUCAUCGCUUCAUGUUCUUAUGCUGGCCCGACACUAACACUAACCUCCAACAUGGACUAUCCGACGUGCCCUUCAGGGUACACUGCGGUCGGUUGUAUGUGCCAAGAAGUCACAAUGCCAUGCGUCCGAAAUUCCUGGACACCAUGGACCCCGACGAGUUGUUUCAGUGACCAACGUUUCAGCGGCAUCGGCGGCAUUGUAGUGACCACAAUUUGCCAACAGCCAAGCACGGGCUCACGGGAGAAGCGGCCACUGCCAGGCGAGUUGCCACACGGCGCCGCUUUGGUUGCGAAAUGCUGGGAAGAGCCUCGUAAAGCUAUCGCAUGCAGAGCGAUUCGCGACCGCAAAGCGGAACCUUGUGUGCAUGGCUGGGGCAUGGGUCAGGAGUGUUUUCAGUUAAUGCUACUGAGUCAAGACAUUCUCAAGGUUGUACCCCUCGAGUACUCCAACCUUGACGGCAGUGGUCAGCAGGAGCUCUUCAUGGCAACGCGCCGGCAUUUUCAAGCCUUUGCUGGACAGGGCAGCCGCCAAACCUGGCUUGGAGACCAAUGUGCAUCACUUGUGGGGGAGCUCCCUCAGACCGCUUCCACCAUGAAGCGCCAAUUCCGAUCCGAGUGCCCCGGUGUGCACAACACAUGCAUUGACACCCAAGAAGGGCUCAAGUCGCCGAUGCAGCUUUGCUCCGUGGGCAAAGCCGAGCAGCUCUUGAGCGGAAACGAACUGGGUCUUCUGCUCGACAACACCUCGCAGAAGACCACUGGCCCCGAUCAGAUCCAGAAUGGCAACACAAAUCUUCGGAUAGACAUGAUCGGCAAGCUUACUAUAGAUGUUGUCUGCCCGAAGCAGCAAGGUUUGAGGAAAAUUGGCUUCGGACAGACGCAAUCCGGGACUGACGAGGUCCGGCUCGGAAUGUCAGGAAUGUGCACUGCAGCCAACACAGGGACGCAGAGCACUGCGCAUGAAGCACCAGAGGCGGUUCGUUUCAGAAAUGUCUUCACCUCUCAGUGUCUCGAGCAUGCGCCGUGCCCGUCGGCGACCACGACAACGUGCCUGUCAAUGAAGCUGAGUGAGUGCUCGGAGUCUGAUAAGCAGCGGUUUUUCGUCAAGGACAUGGAUGACUAUGUUGAGUGCGGGAAUUGCGUGAGACUCUUUGAAGACCGUGAGCUGAAGAAGGAGGUUCAUUCCCAACUGCCAAAGUAUUAUGUCGAAGCAAGACUUCGGGAUCAAGUACCUCCAUCGAGUGUAUUUCCCGGGUCGCCGUUUUUUGGCGAAGGUAUGAACGGAUGCAAGAGCGACUGUGGUCGGGGCAACGACGCCAUGAGCUCUCGCAUCAGCUCGCGCAACGAGGAGGUCAUGCCCGCGACCACAUAUUUCACGAUAGACCGGGUGAGCAAAACGCGUGCAUUCUUGGCGGCCAAUGUGAAGGCCAAAGUGCCGCAAGGUUUUGUGCCCCUAUUCACACCUGUUACAUAUUCGCGUGGUUCGGUGGCAUAUGCCAGGACGAGCAGAAUGUACUUUGCCGCACUUCCUGAAAAGCUUCAAUUUUACGAAUGGACACCCACAAUGGUGGUGGCUUCGGCUGAUGCCUUUUCGAUUGGCACACGAGAUUACGACGAGGAGCGUCGGACCAAGGAUCUGACCGGUCAAGAAGGCUGGCGGCGCACCCUGCCACCAGGGAGCGGCCAGAUCGGCGAAGUGAAAUGGGAAUGGCAAGUCAUCUCGUUUGCCGAGCCGUUGGUGUUGAGCUGCAGAUCCGGCGACGAGGUCAUCACCAGUUUUCAUAGACAAAACAGGACCGGGACAAGGGGCCGGGAGGAAUCAUCUUUGUAA